This is a messenger RNA of Vicia faba (fava bean), 1128 nucleotides long. The record is from the annotation of a GenBank genome assembly. NCBI's taxonomy places the organism in Eukaryota, Viridiplantae, Streptophyta, Magnoliopsida, Fabales, Fabaceae.
AUGGAGAAUACAUCUCUUAUAUCUUUGGCUUCAAUACCCAAUGCAAUUUUAUUGCUUCUUUCUUUAACUAUUUUCCAAGAAGUGCAAGGAAUUGGUGUUAACUAUGGCACAAUAGCAAACAAUCUUCCACCACCAUCUCAAGUUGCAAAAUUUCUCUCACACUCCACCAUAAUUAACAAGGUGAGAAUCUUUGAUGCUAACCAUGAAAUCUUACAUGCUUUUGCCGAUACCGGAAUCGAGAUAACCAUAACAAUACCUAAUGACCAAAUUCCAAACAUAACCAAUUUAACCUUGGCUCAACAAUGGAUCAAAACCAAUGUCCAACCUUUUAUCCCCUCAACCAACAUCAUAAGAAUCCUAGUAGGAAAUGAAGUCUUAUCAACAGGUAACAAACUUCUUAUUACUAGCCUUGUCCCUGCCAUGCAAACCCUACACAUUGCCCUUGUAACAGCUUCAUUAGACAAUCUUAUAAAAGUGUCCACACCACAUUCUUUAGGUAUUUUAACUAACUCAAGUCCACCAUCAAGUGCUAGGUUUAGACAAGGCUAUGAUAUACAUAUAAUAAAACCAAUGCUUAGGUUUCUUAAAGAUUCAAAUUCACCUUUCAUUGUUAAUCCUUACCCCUUUUUUGCUUGUACUUCAAGCAACCUAGAUUUUGUGGUUUUUCGUGCCAAUUCAGGAGUUUAUGAUGAUUAUACUAAACUAAAAUACACCAAUAUGUUUGAUGCGCAACUUGAUGCUGUUUAUUCAGCAAUGGAAGUUUUGGGCUUUGAGGAUGUUGAAAUUGUUAUUGGCGAAACAGGUUGGCCUUCGAUGGGCGAUUCGGACCAAAUUGGUGUUGACAAGAAGAGUGCUUCUGAUUACAAUGGGAAUCUUAUAAGGCAUGUUACUUCUGGGGAAGGAACGCCUCUCAUGCCGAACCGGACUUUUGAUACCUAUGUUUUUGGAUUGUUUAAUGAAAAUCUAAAGCCCGGUCCAAUAUGCGAAAGGAAUUUCGGGCUGUUUUGGCCUAAUAUGAGUCUUGUCUAUGAUGUUCCAAUAAUGAGAAACAAUGUAGAUGUUGCUAACAAUCAUUCUAAAGCUUUGUUGUCAAUAAUGAUAGCUUUGAACUUCUUGAUAGGUUUUUGA